GCCGCGCUCGGGCCGGGCGGGUGCCCAUGUGGACCAGCACCAUGCCUUGUUGUUCUGAGCGCUGAUUGGCUGGCUGGCGCCUGAUUGUUCUUCAUGCGCUGCGGGCCAGCUGCGCGAGCUAAAACAAGGAAGAGUGACGAAACCCACGGGAGUCUCCUUUCCACUAUUCUGCGGCGAUACCCGUGUACACCGGGGCCAAUGAAGUACCAGCAAGGAAGUGCGAUAGUUGUAUUCUGAAUUUUGUCGUUUGAGACGGUUAUAAGCGGCCAGGACUGACGGAGAGGAGUAGGCUGUGAGUGGUGCGGUUUCCGGGUUUUCAGUGAGGCCGUAGUAACAAGGCGGGGCAGGAAUCCGGGAGGGGCGGGCCCUAACGAGAACACGACUCGCCUUGUUGUGUGUAUUCCCGUGCUCGCAUCGCCAUCUUGUUGCAAUCCUAUUUUUUUUUUUUACGUAUGCGAGGAUCUACUUUCCGUUUGGCCGGAUUUAAAAUAGCCUGUCUGCUUUCAGGAGAAACGCAGGGGAGUAGUGGACCGGGCUUCUUGGUGUGAACCGUACACACGGCGCUUCCUACAGGGACAACCUACCCCUCGGUCUUUUUCCUCCUUCCGUCCCGGGCCACCGGGUCGCCUGCCGUAAGGGUUUACGCGCAAUGAGCAUCGAUACACUUUUGGAGGCGGCCAGAUAUCUGGAAUGGCAAGCCCAGCAACAACAGAUCACACGUGAGGAAGAGCAGCGCAAAGAGAAGGAGCUCAUCAACAGAGAGGCGGAGUCACGACGUGUCGAAAUUGUGACCUCAUUAUCUCAGUCGGUCAGAGCCAACCAUGUCACUUGGAGCGAUGACUCUCACCGUCAACCACCGCAUCAACCCCCUGCCCCUCCGCCCCCCUCUCUCCCACCUCCUCAAGUCCCAAUUGCUGUCAUCCCAAUGGUCCCAGUUGUCACUGCAACGCCAUCAGUUCCACCCCUCCCGGUCACGACACCGAUUGCUGCGGCAGCAACUUCACUCAACAGCUCCCCUCCAGUCAAAAACUCUUCCUCCCCUCCACAGCAGAAUCAAUAUCAUCAGCAACAGCAGCCGGCCUCCCCUCACCUGUUGUGCACCCCCCAGAUAAAGCUCGAGACCAGUCCGCAGCCGAUUGGUCCCAAGCCCAACCAAUCACAGCCUCAGGUUCAGAUUCAGUAUCCAACCUCCAUCAGUACCAACGGCCCCAGCUCUCAACAUGCACUGGCUCCCCAUCAAGCUCCACCCACAUCUCAGCCACGGCCUAAUGGAGUGAACAUGGAGGACAUGAGGGGGAUGGAAGGAAAGAGGAGACCAGGAGGAGCGGGGACCAGAGAGGUGCAUAAUAAAUUGGAGAAGAACAGGCGAGCGCACCUCAAAGAGUGUUUUGAGACGCUGAAGAAGAACGUUCCAAAUGUUGAUGAGAAGAAAACCUCAAACCUCAGCGUCCUCCGCAGUGCUUUGCGUUACAUACAGACUCUGAAGCGUAAGGAGAAGGAGUUUGAGCACGAGAUGGAGCGUCUGGCCAGAGAGAAGAUAGCCACGCAGCAGCGGCUGGCUGAGCUGAAGAACGAGCUCAGCCAGUGCAUGGAUGUCAUCGAGAUUGACAGAGUCCUGCGACAGACUAUCCAGCCAGAGGACGACCAGGCGUCCACAUCCACCGCCUCAGAAGGAGAGGACAACUUUGAACAGGACAUGGAUGAAGACACCCCUACUCCUCACCCCGUUCCUACCUCCCUCCCCAAACCAACACCUCCCAUCCUACAAGCCCAGCCUCUCCUCACCCCUCACCUUUCUAUCCAGCACACCACCCUGCCUCUCUCUGGAGUCCUGACCACGCCCUCCCCCUCUGCCCCUCUUCCCCCUCAGGCCAUUGCCCCUGCUCCAGCCCCAGGUCAGCCCACUCCCCAGCCCUCUCAUCCAGUCCAGCCCACAGCAGUGCAGGUCCAGCCCACCGUCAUCGCUCACGCCGCUGUCUCACACCCUUCAGUCAUCCAGGCUGUCAACCACAACCUACCAGCCAGUCACAAACACCUGACUCACAUAGCCCCGUCGCCUGGUCCUGCCUCCUCCACCCCUCAGCCAAUCGCAGCAGCUCCGGCUGCCACCGCCACUCACCAGCAGAUAGCACCACAGCCUAUUGGACACAUCACUGUCCACCCAGUGGCUCACCUGGGAGCUCCCCUUCCACCCCACCUCUCAACUCUGUACCCUCAGGGUGUGUCAGGGUCCCAGCCUACCAUGGUGGGCCACAUCACCCACACCUUCACCCAUCACACCCUCCCACAUGUCCAGGCUAACCCUCAAGCUAACACUACCGGAGGCCAGGUGAACAGCGCCACAGUAAUGACACAGGGCAGCCCUUCGCUAGGAAAACCCACUGCAGUGCUGGCACCACACCCUCAGCUGGUUGGACAGGCAGCUGUCCUCAACCCUGUCACUAUGGUAACAGUCCCAACUUUCCCUGUCAGCACUCUUAAACUGGCCUGAAAGAGAGAAAAGUGAUGGAGAGCAGGAGUAUGAUGAAUUUCCACACUCCAUCAAUAAUCAGCAGAGUCUCUGACAGACAGUUAAUGAUAAACAAAGAGAAAAGUUUUUGGACAAAUUGUGAGGAAAAUCUUCAGAUAUUUUGGUCACAGCUUUGUUACUUUUUGAACAACAUUAAAGCCGAGUCAGGACGGCAAGACCUUUGUGAAAUAAGACUGUGACGUUAAUCUGUACUGCAAAGACAGACACUCUGUUAAACGCCUCUCCUUCUCUCCUUCUCUCCUUCCUUCCUUCCUUCCUUCCUUACCUCUCUCCUGACUUUACACCAGAAGCACUAACAUAAUAAGCUCAGCUCACACUCAGGCAUCAAGGUUUUACCUUAACUUUUCAUUUACUCUUAGACAGAAAACACACGAAAGAGGCGUGUUUGUAGUUAGGCUGUUGCCAUGCUGAUACAAUAUGUGCCCGCUUUGUAUUUAUAUAACCAUAAUGUCCUGUGUGAUGUCACAGGUGUGUGUGUGGUCUCACAGAUCUAAAUUAAUUACACAGAGGGCUUAAAUCAAGUGCAAAGAAGAACAUGCUACACAGCCCUGUAAAUAGAGCUAAACCAUCAUCACUGUUUGAUACAGUCCUUCAUUUAUGUUGACAGGAAAGUUUCUCCUCUUACUUUUUACCCCUUUGUCCCUCACCUUUGAACAAAACUUUUCCUAAGGAGUGGCAACUAGUUUACAGCCUUAUUUAUCUCCCACGAUGAAGGUUCCUUAUGGUGCAAAUAGUUUAUAAGAAAGAAAGGAGACAAAUAAAACCAAAUCCAAACAACAAACAUUUAAGAAAUACUAUACUAGUUUGUGCUUUCAGUGAGAAUUAUUAGUGUUUGUCUCUAAAAGAGCAGAGGGUCUCUAAAUAAAGAGAAAACCCAUAAAUCAGAAGGUGCAUUAAAGUGGAUGUAUGCUUUGUUUGUCCAGUUAACUGUAGCCUCUGUUUUAGUCCAACACCAACUCACAGAAGUAAAGCAUCAAGUCUGAGCUGAAACAGACCAGGGAUCUAAAGGUUAAAGUGAAAAAUGGAUGUUGUGGCAUUUUCCUUAGUCAUUUAAACAGUCAGUGAAAUGUCUAAAAAUGGUGCACUCUGAAUUUGAAAAGAUCACUGUUCCACAGUGAAAAACAUUAAAUGUCAGCCUUCCUCUGAGAGCUUUUGGAAGAGAAGCGUUCAUUUUAAAAGCUCUGUUGCUGUCAGAUUUGUUUCACCUUGACAAAAUGUUCUGUAGUAUUGACAGGACCUGACAGGAUGAAUUCACUGUGCUGAAUCAAAGUACACCUACAGAUAAAAUCCAUCUUCAUUAGCAAGGCAAAGACAACAAGAUGAGGCUACAACAUGCUACAAACAUCACCCUGAAAGGAUAUCACCCUGCAAAAAAGUCUGCUUACUGUCAGUAACUUGGAUAUAUGAAUGGAUUCAGCUGUAGGUUAACAAGCACCAAUAGCCAUAAAAUGAUUUAGUGAUGAGUUCCCUCUGAAAGGUAAUUCAGGUUUUUAUCCUUGUUAUUUCAGGGCAACAGCUCCCUCUGCUGCCUCAUUUACAGCAAUGUUUCCCUUGUGUUUCCUUAUCUGUUCAAGAUUUUCCACUGACUAAUGAGUCGAACUGAGCAACUUUUGGGUUGUGUAUUUAUUAGGGCUGUCAAUAUUGAGUUAAUCGCUAUUAAGUUGCACAAUUAGUAUAAUUUAAAUCUUGAUCAAUAGCAGGUUUUAUUGUCCCUUUCAACACACUUUGGGAAAGCCAUGUCAGCAUCUCCCUGCAGUAACAAUGAUGUAAAAUAAGUCCACCACUGCUCUUACAUGUCCAAUUUUCAAAACUUUUAAAACUCAGACAGCUUAGUGGACAAACACAUUUACCGUUUUACUGUUUGCUUAUUUACUUUUUAAUCCAUAACAAGUUCCUUUUUCCAUAGUUUAGCUCAUAUUAUAAUCUCUGGCCUGUAACCAACCAGGAAGUCAAUUACCUUUAGUUUAAGACUGCAGAAAAAUCUAAACCAACACAAAAACAGUUAAAAAAAAGAGAAAUAGUGGAAUUUAAGAUGGUGCGAUUAAUCACAACUAACUACAGAAAUUCUGUGAUGAACUGCAAUAAAAAAAUUUAGAAGACCCUGUAUAGUGACAUCCAAACUUUGUGUCUUAACACUCUAGAUCUGUUGAAAUAAGGUUGCUGUAAACACCAGAAAACACUGAGAUCUACUGAUUUUUUUUAUUUAGACCAUCAGAAAGUUGUUUACCGCUUUCCUGAUUUGGUUUUAAGCAGGGCAGAUAUCUUAGCCCAUGACGUCACUGGUCUUGAUGGGGAAUUACCCCGUCCCCCUAAGGCUGAUACAAAAUCACUGAGCACUUCAUCUUAGUAAAGUCUGUCGAUGUCACUUCCUGGUUUUUUUUUUUUUUGUUCACUGUCAGUUAAAUUUCCCAAAAUCUAUCAGGCAGGGUGGCCUACGGGUCUUUAAAGGGAUCAUAAUGGAGAGAUUUGUACCAGAAAACAGUAAAUUCAAUCCCCAACUUAUGUCUCUCUGCUCUGAUCAGAAGCAUUUUUUUAAACAGAGGAUUUUAUCUCUUGUGAUAUCCUAGAGGAGAUUUUACUAUCCCAUUUUUCAUGAUUUUGACGCUUAAUUUUGUAAACUUAGAGAUGUUUUAUUUGACUGGAAUUUGGCCUAGUGGUUCAUAACACAGUGAAGUGUCUUAUAACAAACCUAAAAUGUAUAUUUUUUGUCACUUUACAGGGACUUUAUUGCCUGACUUCUCUUUAAAAACUCACAAACAGCUCAGUGGACAAGUAGACAGUCAUCUGAACCUUUUUUUUUUUUUACUAUCCCCUGGUUUCCUUUUCAAACCCUAACAAGAAGUUCCUUUUUCUGUGGUUAAAUUCAUGUCAUAAUCUCUGAGCUACCUAUAAGAACAGGUCUGUAUCCAAAAAGGAAGACAAUUACCUUUAGUUUAAGAUCACAGACUAAUCCCAAAUGACUCAAAAACAGUUUAAAACGCAAAAUUGUGGCAUUUGAAAUGCGAUCAAAGGGGUGGCAUUAAUCAAGAUUAACAACAAAAGUUCUGAGGUGAAUAAUGAUUAAAAAUUUCAAUCUUUUGAUAGCCCCAGUAUUAUCAUGUUCAGCUCUGGCUAAACUCUUCUGUGACAAUUAAUACAGUAACUCAAGGGUGCAAUUAAUUGUGAUUAAUUACAGAAAUUCUGAGAUUAAUAGUGAUUGACAAAUUUAAUCUUGAUAGUCCUAUUAUUUAUCAUUAUAAAUUUUGGCAAACAUCCUCUGUAACAGUGAAUGUAAUAUCUCUAGGAUGCAGUUAAUUGCAAUUAAUUACAGAAAUUCUGACAUUAAUUGUUAAAGAAAAAUGUAAACUUUUGACAGUCUAUUAUUUAUCAUAUUCAACUCUGGCAAACUAUUCUGUGACAAUUAAUGCAAUAACUCAAUGGUGGCGAUUAAUUGUGAUUAACUACAGAAAUUCUGAGAUUAAUAGCAAUUGAAAAAUUUAAUUCAUUGACAGCCCUAUUAUUUCUCUUAUUCAAUGCUGGCUAAACUCUUCUAUGACAGUAAAUGUAAUAUCUUAAGGGUGUAAUUGAUCACGAUUAACUAAAAAGUUCCGAGAUAAAUCACAAUGAAAAAGAUCCAUAGACAGCCCUGUAUUUAUCGUAUUCAAUUCAUGCUAAACUCCUUUAUUACAGUUAAUGAAAACUCUCAAGAUUAUGUAUGAAAUGACACAAUUUAGGACAUCCAUUUGGGCUCUGGGGGACAGACAUUUAUCAUUAAUAUUUUCAAUUAUGGGCCAACUAAUUCAUGACUCAAACAAAAUCUACCAAUUGUGCCACAAUGAAAAUAAUCAUAAUAAACAAUCCUUGAAAUUAAUAAAUUGAGGAAAAAGAUGCACAUUACUGCAAUUUUAUUGUGAAGAAUUUGGCAGGGCUAUGACUGGAAAACAGUCUGCUUUUAAAUUUCAGACUAGUUAAGUGUUGCUGCAUCUGCUUUUCUCUGUCUGUGUGGUUCUGUGUUAAUGUGCACAUGGCUUCACAGCCGCCUUGCCAGCCUAUACAUGUCACAUAAAAAAAGGAAAAGAAAAAAAAAAAAAAACUCCUGUCAGCGUUUAUGUAGUCUAAUAUGUGUGGAUGUGCUCUCACCCUUCCUUCCUGCUGUCUCUGUGUCUGUGUCUGUAUUCAGUAAGUUUUAUACUAAUGCUGUUUCUAUACUAUAGUUAAUUCUACUGUACCUGUAGCAUGGCUCUGUUUCUUUGGUUAUACAGUUUGCCCGGUGCAUGAUGGAGAGCGCGUGAGUGUGUGGAGCUAUUUUUUUUUUACCCAGAGGUGUUUUAUGGUAUGAGCCUGCUUGGGUGCUAUCGUGUGUGCCUAUACUCAACACUGUGACAACUCUGGCAAAACACGUGCACAAAGAGCGAAUGGAAGAGACAAAGAUGACCUGUUCUUGUGUUUUUCUUUUUCAAAUUUUCAAUUUUGAGAAAAGGACUAAGACAUGGGGUGGAAAAAGUGAGAAAACAGAAAAAAAAAGUUUUUGCUCUUUUCUUGAUAACACAAUAAUGUCUAAUAUUCAAUUAAAGUUUUGUAAUAUUUGUAUGUACGUAUGAAAGUUUUGUAAAUUUGUGAUCGUAUGCACGUUUUGGCAUAUGAGUGUAUGUAUUUUCAAGUUUGAACUGCUUGUUUUUGAUUUUGUUCUGCAUGUAGAUUGCUGUUUUAGUUUGUUUUGUUUAAAGGUUUUGUUGUUUUCCGUUUAUUUCUGGGACCAUGUACAAUACUGUAUAACGUGGGCAGGAUCUUGGACCUCAUGCUACAUUGAUAUUAUAUAUGAAUAUAAAAAGAUGUUUUCCCUAUGGAGAAAGUUUUAAGUUAUAUAUCGCCUGUACACUUUGGGCUGCCUUUUAGAUCUAACUGUCCACUGUUUAAGAUACAAUGAUAAUAAUGGAUAAAACAUAUUAAUGAUGAAGAAUUAUGCUGAUGAAAUAUUACAGAUUCUUAAUAAAUCUUAUUACA
Messenger RNA from Cheilinus undulatus (humphead wrasse), 7513 nucleotides. RefSeq names its product MAX network transcriptional repressor b (gene mntb). The record is from RefSeq and is a predicted model, not a curated record. Lineage: Eukaryota; Metazoa; Chordata; Actinopteri; Labriformes; Labridae. Gene Ontology annotation, molecular function: DNA-binding transcription factor activity, RNA polymerase II-specific; protein dimerization activity; RNA polymerase II cis-regulatory region sequence-specific DNA binding. Gene Ontology annotation, biological process: regulation of transcription by RNA polymerase II. The transcript has 6 exons. Bases 650 to 2491 code for a protein of 613 amino acids.